UCUUUUGGCUGCGAUCAACUCCUACCACCUCGGGUCCAGACCACUCAAUCAUCUCAUCCGAUUCGGUGUUCAGCAAUUGAUAUGCCGCCAACACAGUUUCUCUGCCCUCUCCUGCGGCCAUUGGGCGCCCGCGUUCCUAGACAGGCCCACCACCAGUUCCUCCGUUUCUCAACCGCGACCAGACUGCGCGAGAUCCAGAAGCCAUCCAGCACACCGCAAACCACCCCCGAAGCCCCCUCAACCUCACCCUCACCCUCGCGUGCCGCAGAUCUUGCAGCAGCAGAAGCCGCGACCGACGCCGAUAGCGCUCAACCUCCCGCUCCAAAGCCUGCCCUCCCUUCCCAGCACGAGACCGACGCAGAACCAAAGACAUCUACCCCAAAGAAACCCUCAGUCGGGGAACUUGUUAAGAAAGCGAGGAAAGCAAAAGCCACAAAGUCCAAAGCCUCUUCCAAAUCGAAACCUGUCGUUCCGCCACUAAAGUACCACGUUGGCCGCUCCAACAACAACAACCUGCCCAUUUACACCGAUUACAAACGCGGCGGAAACUUGCACUUGACGGUGAUCAGAAAAAUAACAGGUGACUUGAAUGCCCUGAAGGAAGACCUCGUGGAGUCUUUGAACAAGGAGAGCGACGCCGUCACAAUCAAUAGCGUGACGAGGUCUAUUCAAAUCAAAGGACAUCACGUUGCGGAAGUCUCUGCGUUUUUGACAGCUAAGGGCAUGUAG
Molecule: messenger RNA, 729 nt
Organism: Periconia digitata
Lineage: Eukaryota; Fungi; Ascomycota; Dothideomycetes; Pleosporales; Periconiaceae
Source: the annotation of a GenBank genome assembly